This is a messenger RNA of Soboliphyme baturini, 2583 nucleotides long. Lineage: Eukaryota; Metazoa; Nematoda; Enoplea; Dioctophymatida; Soboliphymatidae. The record is from the annotation of a GenBank genome assembly.
UCGUUUAUUAGCCUUUUCUAUUGCUGAUGUGUUUUUAUGGUAAUUUAUUACAUUCUUCAGUGAAUUCAUACAAAAGCAAGCUGUGAAGUAUGUUCGAGCGUUGCAGUGGAUCUUGCACUAUUACUACCACGGAGUUUGUUCCUGGGGCUGGUUUUACAGCCAACACUAUUCGCCAUACGCAACGGACGUGGCUGAAAUUGGCGAUGUUUCGCUGGAGUUUGAUUUAGGCGUUCCUUUUCUACCGUUCGAACAACUUUUGGCGGUUCUGCCACCGCUCAGCGCCGGGCUUCUUCCCAAACCUUAUCAACGCUUGAUGACCGACGAGCAGUCGGUUUUGUACCAAUUUUAUCCAAUAGAGUUCGAAACGGAUCUGAAUGGUAAAAAGAACGACUGGGAAGCUGUGGUGUUGCUGCCAUUUAUAGACGAAGAGUUGUUGCUCAAAACUGCUAGAGCGGUAAACAGCCAGCUCAGCGACGAAGAGAAGCAUCGCAAUUCUCCCGGCUUUCUAUUAUGUUUCCGAUGGGGCCUUUCUGAUUUAACCAAACUGUAUCGCGGACAGGAUGAUAAACCGGCCGUGAUAUGCGAACGAAUGUCCUCAUCGCAAUUUCACAUCGACCGUUCAGAGAUUGUCUACGGUUUGGUGCCGGGUGUCAAGGUCGGCGUGUACUUCCCCGGAUUCCCUACUUUCGGACAUCUAUCGUUCGAAAGUGACAUUGUUGAGAACGACGAAGGCAAUUGUCGCAAUGGCACUGCCGGAGAACGGGUUGCUCUCAAGGUGACUGGUUGUGAGCAGGAAAAAGUUGAAAGUAUGGCUAAGAAGUAUCUUGGGGAAGUGUUGUACGUCAACUGGCCGCAUCUGAAAGCUGCACUCUGUGUGAAGAUAUGUUCAGAGAACAGAUGGUAUGAAGUUUCGGCCGAAGGCGAGAUCGCUAGUCGAAUGAUAUGGGGCGAAACUGCCAUGGCGUUUCCUUCACAAAUUGUAGUCAGGAACUUAUUGGUGGAUCAAGUGUCGCUACGAUACACAAGCUUGUCGCAGAUGUUUCCUUGCGGGUCUACCGUAUUUGUGUUGAACCCAGAUUUUUACGGCUGUGAAGGUAUCGUUUUGGAGCAUGUGAACAAGUCCCGUGUGUUGGUCUCAGUUACGUUACGUAGCGAGCCGGACUUAUCUGAAUUGAGGGCAGUCGAUGCGGCACGACAGAACAUCGGGUUGGAUUUAAAGUACAAUAAGCUAAAGAAAGAGAUUCCGGAUUACAGCCACAGAGACGAGUAUGGCUUGUGGUGGUUUUCCGAAAAGGUGUUGCCACUCGUUUCAGAGUAUACUCACAACCGAAUGCGUCGUUUCGAUGACCUCCGCCAGUGGCUGAAGUCCCUUCCGACUUCCCGUCUGUCGAAGCUAACCAGCGGCACCGAUUACGCCAGCGAGGACCAGAUUCAAAAGCUGGAGCAAACCAUAAUGCACUCAGAGAUGAAGUCGGUCCAAAAGAAGCUCACUGUUCACCCGACUUUCCUGUACCGAAGUGUCUUGUCCAGCGAUUUGUGCUCAGUCGAACCAGUGUCUAGUUUUCACCUGUUUGACCGAGUGGUCAACGUGAGAAACGGUAGUCUUGUGCCUCUAGGUCUUCGCGGAACCAUCGUGGCAGUGAUAAAACGAGAUACUGGUGAAAUAUGCAAGGUGGACGUGGUGUUCGACGAAGCGUUUCCUGGCGCUGAGUCGAUUCGCGGAAGCAAGUCAAGCGGCUACCGAGUUGAACCUAGUUCGCUUAUUAAUUUGUCCUUUCACGGCGGUCAGCGAAAGCCUUGGCAGUCAGAACGAGCUGGUUUACAUAAAUCUCGCGCGGACCUUGGAAUCAAAUCAGUCAAUCAGUGUUCAGCUGUCGUGCAGCAAAAAAGCGUUUUUAACAAACUGAACGAACCUCAAUCAAGCGUUAUUCUUCCUGCACCUCCUGCCCCUCCCCCUCCUCCGCGCGGCGCAUACCCUACCAGGGUGUUUACAAACCAUGCCAUGCGAAACAGCGGGCGCUUGGGUGGCGAAGAUCUGUUCGAGAAACUUACUCGCUCUUUGCAGACGGCUAGUCUGCACCCUGAAUUCAUUGACGACCUUCGCACACCAUACAAGGGUCUUAGCUGUAGUCGGGUGAUGUCCAGGCCCGCUGCCUUCAUGAACCAGAACUUUCCUGUACGUCCUGCCAGACCUUGUAUGCCUUUUUACUUACCACCUCCUGCCAGAAGAAAUGUCUGUUUGAGUGCGAGUAGCCGACCGUUGUUCUACGGCGGAAUUCCUGUUUAUCCAGAGGCAAAAGUUAUCCCUGUGCAGCCACACUCUGGAGCAUUUGUACCGCUUCAGGUAUUGCGAAACAUGAAAGUGACGUCACCGCACAAGUCUAAUUCUUCCUGGGGAAAAAAGCAUGAAACUUCAGCGGGCGUCGAGAUCAAGAAGGACUUCGUAUCCCGUGGCGGGGCAUCACGACAAAAUAAUGUCUUCAGUAAAGUGCCAGUGCUUCAGGGGAAGUUGGAUCCAAUUGAGGACAACUGGCGGCUACGAUCAUCACGCUUGGCAGCCAGGUUUGCCACCGACGAUUGAGG